Molecule: messenger RNA, 2514 nt
Organism: Pocillopora verrucosa
Lineage: Eukaryota; Metazoa; Cnidaria; Anthozoa; Scleractinia; Pocilloporidae
Molecular function (GO): palmitoyltransferase activity; protein binding
Source: RefSeq, a predicted model, not a curated record
AUGGCGGUCUUCGAUGUCAUUUUGAACGAUAAAAUUACUGACCUAAAAGACUUACUUCAGGCCGAUCCAAAAUGCGCCAACUCUGUAGGAUGGCAUGGUCUAACACCAUUGCACCAUGCGGCGCUAAAAAAUAAUGAAGAAUUGAUAGAUUUAUUACUGCAGUAUGGUGCUAAUAUCAACCAUCCAAACGCUUACAGGGAGACACCGCUGCACCUCGCUUGCCAAGUUGCCUCUUUAAAACUUGUCCACAAGUUGCUGGAGAUUGGUGCAGACUUGAGAGCAGAGGAUAGCGCUGGAAGGACAUGCAUUCAUCAUGCUGCCAAAAGUGGAUCUGUAUUAAAGCUGCAUUACUUGACAGAAUGUGGUCUGAGUCUAAAGAAAAGAGAUAACAGAGGUCUGACUGCCCUUCAUAUAGCUGCAGAGAACAGUCAGCUAGAAGCCACAGAAUAUCUGAUUCGUCACAAGAGGUUUCCUACUGAUGUGCGAGACAGUGGAAAUUGUACACCUCUUCACUUAGCUGCCAAGCAUGCACACUGUGAAGUUGCAUGGGUUUUGGAGAGCAAAAGCACAUUAUCAAUGAUCAAUGAACCAGACGUGAUGGGGAAAACUCCUCUGGACUAUGCUAGUGAUGUAGAAACUCCAAGACACUUGUGGCUGAAGAGACAUCUGAAGUACUGGCAAGCCAGCCGCUGCCCUCGUAGUCGUCCACCUAACCCGUGGAUGCCAUGGUUCCUCCUGCUUCUGUCGCCCUCAUUUGGAAUAUUCCUCAUUGCUUUGUCCUUCUAUCAGCUCCCCCUUACAUUUGCAAUACUCUCAACAGUGGCAAUUGUUAUAUUUUUCAAUAUCUGGUCGUUCUCCAAACACAGAUUGCAGCACAUCUCUGCCGUUCCAAGUCCUGCACUGGCAGGGUUUUUCUUUGGGUCCAUACUACAAAGCCUCUUCUGCUACUUUUUUUAUAUUAUGCCUCAACUGUGGCCGGAAUUUCUUUGGAGCUCGUUAGCAGUUCUUCUUUUGGCAGUCACUUUUGUAUCAUUAAGGAGUUUAUAUUCUAACCCUGGUGUUGUGACGUCCAAUAGAAUAUCAGACACAGGGGAAUCAUUGAACAUUCUCGAUGUAGCCAAAGGAGUUAUACCAGAGAGCCAAUUUUGCACCGUUUGCGAGAUUGUGAUGCCUGAAUUUACCAAACAUUGCAAACUGUGCGAAGUAUGUAUAGAGAGUUUGGAUCACCACUGUCUGUUCCUCUUGAACUGUGUGGCAAGAAAUAACCACAGGGCUUUUGUGUGCUUCAUGACUGAAAUAAUAGUGGCCAAUGCGCUGUUUGUGAGGUCGGCAGUUUCUUAUUUUAACUUAAAGGUAUUUUUGGGAGAGGCAUCUUCAUUCGGGGAGGCUAUGAGCCACGAUGUCUAUGUUUCAGUUCUCUUUAUUCUCAAUUGUAUUGGAUUGUUCUAUGUAUUUUUCUUAACAUUUUUCCAGUUCAAGGUUAUUACUGACGGUGGUACAACAUAUUACUCAUCAGAAGGCGGCACAAUGCACAGAACGUGGAAAGACCUUUGGGUUCUCAAAGGAGUCUCGUUGUCUCAAAGGAUGAAAAUCUUCUUUCAAUUUCUUGUCGGGGAAUACUCAUUUUACAAGAAAAUGAAGACAAAAAAGGCACAGAGACUUGUAUAGUUGUUGUUCCUUGAUGCCAUGGAACGGAAGACAGUCCAAGAUCAAGACCUCGGUUUGGAGAUGUUAUGUGCUGGGUUCUCCGACGGUAGACCUCAUAUCACAAGAACGAAGGGGAAUUUGAACACAUAACAUAAAAGAUGCUGAGAAUUGCUCCGAAAAUCUCAUCUUUUCAUGGCAACGUGCGCAUGUCACCAGUUAAUUGAAUGAAAGUUGCCGUUGCGUUUGACAAACACGUUGGUAACAAUCUAGGUUACGACAAAAACAGAUAGGAUUUCUGUAGCGGACCCAGAGAAACAAAUCUAAUUACACAUUUUUCGCUAUUUUCAUAAACGAAUCGUAAGAAUAUAAAAUAUUUACUCCAUCCAUCCUAUCGUUGUUACCACUGAGACGAUAAAAAUCGAAAAAAUUACCUUCUCUCGAAAUUUGGUACCACUGUAUCUAGAGGUUCCUUCAUAAGGGGCAUUUUAAGGUAUAAUUAUAAGAUUAUAUCAAUGAAUAUAAUAAUAAUUUUAAGGGUUUUUUUUUUUUGCAAAGGCUGUUAGUGUUAACUUUUAAAUGUUGCAGUUUGCUUUUAUAGCGAUAGUCUGUCGGUGUAUUAUUUUGCUUUGUGGAAAUGAGUGAAAAAUUAGCAACUCGUACAUAAACUAUGUGAAUGUUUUGUCUGUACUAAAAGCUGCUUCAUCGAGUCGUUUAUAGUAACUAAUGAAUUAGGUGCGAUAUUUCUCCAUCUCUAAGAGUUGUCAGUACCCAACUUUCAGGGGACUCAGUGUUCUUUAAGAAAAGCUUGGAGAAACAAAACAAGGCCUCUGUAAGGAAUAAACUAUGGUGCCCAUAGGAGCUACAGUA